Molecule: messenger RNA, 7349 nt
Organism: Osmerus eperlanus (European smelt)
Lineage: Eukaryota; Metazoa; Chordata; Actinopteri; Osmeriformes; Osmeridae
Exons: 10
Coding region: 15-7349 (2444 amino acids)
Source: RefSeq, a predicted model, not a curated record
GAGAGAGCUGAGUUAUGGAGACACAUCACUGUGACACAUGUGGGAAGAGCCUUUCCUCAUCCAGUAACCUCAAGAGGCACAUGAGGAUCCACACUGGAGAGAAGUCCUACAGCUGUGACCUCUGUGGUAAAACCUUUAGACAUGCUGGGGAUUUAACAGUUCACCGCAGAAUCCACACAGGAGAGAAGCCCUACAGCUGUGACCUAUGUGGUAAAACCUUUAGGCAGGCUAGUGGUUUGACAUCUCACUGCAGGAUCCACACUGGAGAGAAGCCCUAUAGCUGUGACCUCUGUGGUAAAACCUUUAGCCAUCCAAGCAGUUUCACAGCUCACUGCAGAAUCCACACAGGUGUGAAGCCCUACAGCUGUGACCUCUGUGGUAAAACCUUUAGCCAGGCUAGCAAUUUCAAAGUUCACCGCAGAAUCCACACGGGAGAGAAGCCCUACAGCUGUGACCUCUGUGGUAAAACCUUUAGCCGUGCUAGCAAUUUCACAGUUCACCGCAGAAUCCACAAUGGAGAGAAGCCCUACAGCUGUGACAUCUGUGGUAAAACCUUUAGACAUGCUGGGGAUUUAACAGUUCACUGCAGAAUCCACACAGGAGAGAAGCCCUACAGCUGUGCCCUCUGUGGUAAAACCUUUAGCCAGGCUGGCCAUUUCAGAGCUCAUAGCAGAAUCCACACUGGAGAGAAGCCCUACAGCUGUGACCUCUGUGGUAAAACCUUUAGACAGACAGGGGAAUUAACAGUUCACCGCAGAAUCCACACAGGAGAGAAGCCCUACAGCUGUGACCUCUGUGGUAAAACCUUUGUACAGGCUGGGGAUUUAACAUCUCACCGCAGAACCCACACUGGAGAGAAGCCAUACAGCUGUGACCUCUGUGGUAAAACCUUUCGACGGGCUGACAAUUUCAGAGCUCAUAGCAGGAUCCACACUGGAGAGAAGCCCUACAGCUGUGACCUCUGUGGUAAAACCUUUAGACAUGCUGGGGAUUUAACAGUUCACCGCAGAAUCCACACAGGAGAGAAGCCCUACAGCUGUGACCUCUGUGGUAAAACCUUUAGACAGACUGGGGAUUUAACAUCUCACCGCAGAAUCCACACUGGAGAGAAGCCCUACAGCUGUGACCUCUGUGGUAAAACCUUUGGCCAUACUAGCAGUUACACAGUUCACCGCAGGAUCCACACUGGAGAGAAGCCCUACAGCUGUGACUUCUGUGGUAAAACCUUUAUUCACCGCAGAAUCCGACAGGCUUGGAAUUUAACAGUUCACCGUAGAUUCCACACUGGAGAGAAGCCCUACAGCUGUGACUUCUGUGGGAAGAGCCUUUCUUCAUCCAGUAACCUCAAGAAGCACAUGAGGAUCCACACUGGAGAGAAGCCCUACAGCUGUGACCUUUGUGGUAAAACCUUUAGCCAGACUGACACUUUCAGAGCUCAUAGCAGGAUCCACACUGGAGAGAAGCCCUACAGCUGUGACCUCUGUGGUAAAACCUUUAGUCAGGCUGGGAAUUUCAGAGCUCAUAGCAGGAUCCACACUGGAGAGAAGCCCUACAGCUGUGACCUCUGUGGUAAAACCUUUAGUCAGGCUGGGAAUUUCAGAGCUCAUAGCAGGAUCCACACUGGAGAGAAGCCCUACAGCUGUGACCUUUGUGGUAAAACUUUUAGCCGGACUGACACUUUCAGAGCUCAUAGCAGGAUCCACACUGGAGAGAAGCCUUACAGCUGUGACCUCUGUGGUAAAACCUUUAGUCAGGUUGGGCAUUUCAGAGCUCAUAGCAGGAUCCACACUGGAGAGAAGCCCUACAGCUGUGACCUCUGUGGUAAGACCUUUAGCCAGGCUUGCAAUUUCAGAACUCAUAGCAGGAUCCACACUGGAGAGAAGCCCUACAGCUGUGACCUUUGUGGUAAAACUUUUAGCCGGACUGACACUUUCAGAGCUCAUAGCAGGAUCCACACUGGAGAGAAGCCUUACAGCUGUGACCUCUGUGGUAAAACCUUUAGUCGGGUUGGGCAUUUCAGAGCUCAUAGCGGGAUCCACACUGGAGAGAAGCCCUACAGCUGUGACCUCUGUGGUAAAACCUUUAGGUAUGCUAGUGGUUUGACAGCUCACUGCAGGAUCCACACAGGAGAGAAGCCUUACAGCUGUGACCUCUGUGAUAAAACCUUUAGCCAGGCUUGCAAUUUCAGAGUCCACAGUAGGAUCCACACUGGAGAGAAGCCCUACAGCUGUGACCUCUGUGGUAAAACCUUUAGCAACGCUAACAAUCUCAGACGUCACAAAAGAACGGACACCGGUGAGAAGCCCUACAGCUGUGACCUCUGUGGUAAAACCUUUAGCAGAGCUACCAAUUUCACUGUUCACCACAUGAUCCACACUGGAGAGAAGCCCUACAGCUGUGACCUCUGUGGUAAAACCUUUAGACAGACUGGGGAAUUAACAGCUCACCGCAGAAUCCACACUGGAGAGAAGCCCUACAGCUGUGACCUCUGUGGUCAAACCUUUAGCCAUGCUAACAGUUUCAGAGUUCACUGCAGGAUCCACACUGGAGAGAAGCCCUACAGCUGUGACCUCUGUGGUAAAACCUUUAGCCAUGCUGGCAGUUACACAGUUCACAGCAGGAUCCACACUGGAGAGAAGCCCUAUAACUGUGACACAUGUGGGAAGAGCCUUUCCUCAUCCAGUAGCCUCAAGCAGCACAUGAGGAUCCACACAGGAGAGAAGCCCUACAGCUGUGACCUUUGUGGUAAAACCUUUAGUCAGGCUGGGCAUUUCAGAGCUCAUAGCAGGAUCCACACUGGAGAGAAGCCCUACAGCUGUGACCACUGUGGUCAAACCUUUAGGCAUGCUAGUGCUUUGACAGCUCACUGCAGGAUCCACACAGGAGAGAAGCCCUACAGCUGUGACCUCUGUGGUAAAACCUUUAGCCGCGCUGACAAUUUCAGAUUUCAUAGCAGGAUCCACACUGGAGAGAAGCCCUACAGCUGUGACCUCUGUGGUAAAACCUUUAGACAAGUUGGGAAAUUAACAGUUCACGGCAGAAUCCACACUGGAGAGAAGCCCUACAGCUGUGACCUCUGUGGUAAAACUUUUAGACAGACUGGGGAUUUAACAGUUCACCACAGAAUCCACACUGGAGAGAAGCCCUACAGCUGUGACCUCUGUGAUAAAACCUUUAGACAGGCUGGGGAUUUAACAUCUCACCGCAGAAUCCACACUGGAGAGAAGCCCUACAGUUGUGAUCUCUGUGGUAAAACCUUUAGCCAGGCUUGCCAAUUCAGAACACAUAGUAGGAUCCACACUGGAGAGACGCCCUACAGAUGUGACCUCUGUGAUAAAAUCUUUAGACAGGCUGGAGAUUUAACAGUUCACCGCAGAAUCCACACUGGAGAGAAGCCCUACAGCUGUGACUUCUGUGGUAAAACCUUUAGCCAGGCUGGCAGUUCCACAGUUCACCGCAGAAUCCACACUGGAGAGAAGCCCUACAGCUGUGACCUAUGUGGCAAAACCUUUAGACAGAAUGGGGAUUUAACAUCUCACCGCAGAAUCCACACUGGAGAGAAGCCCUACAGCUGUGACCUCUGUGGUCAAACCUUUAGCCAUGCUAACAGUUUCAGAGUUCACUGCAGGAUCCACACUGGAGAGAAGCCCUACAGCUGUGACCUCUGUGGUAAAACCUUUAGCCAUGCUGGCAGUUACACAGUUCACAGCAGGAUCCACACUGGAGAGAAGCCCUAUCACUGUGACACAUGUGGGAAGACCCUUUCCUCAUCCAGUAGCCUCAAGCAGCACAUGAGGAUCCACACAGGAGAGAAGCCCUACAGCUGUGACCUUUGUGGUAAAACCUUUAGGCAUGCUAGUGCUUUGACAGCUCACUGCAGGAUCCACACAGGAGAGAAGCCCUACAGCUGUGAUUUCUGUGGUAAAACCUUUAGACAGAUUGGGUAUUCAACAGUUCACCGCAGAAUCCACACUGGAGAGAAGCCCUACAGCUGUGACCUCUGUGGUAAAACCUUUAGCCGGGCUGACAAUUUCAGAUUUCAUAGCAGGAUCCACACUGGAGAGAAGCCCAACAGCUGUGACCUCUGUGGUAAAACCUUUAGACAAGUUGGGAAAUUAACAGUUCACCGCAGAAUCCACACAGGAGAAAAGCCCUACAGCUGUGACCUCGGUAGUAAAACUUUUAGACAGACUGGGGAUUUAACAGUUCACUGCAGAAUCCACACUGGAGAGAAGCCCUACAGCUGUGACCUCUGUGGUAAAACCUUUAGGCAUGCUAGUGCUUUGACAGCUCACUGCAGGAUCCACACAGGAGAGAAGCCCUACAGCUGUGACCUCUGUGGUAAAACCUUUAGACAGACUUGGGAAUUAACAGUUCACUGCAGAAUCCACACUGGAGAGAAGCCCUACAGCUGUGACCUCUGUUGUAAAACUUUUAGACAGACUGGGGAUUUAACAGUUCACCGCAGAAUCCACACUGGAGAGAAGCCCUACAGCUGUGACCUCUGUGGUAAAACCUUUAGCCGGGCUGACAAUUUCAGAUUUCAUAGCAGGAUCCACACUGGAGAGAAGCCCUACAGCUGUGACCUCUGUGGUAAAACUUUUACCUCAUCCAGUAGCCUCAAGCAGCACAUGAGGAUCCACACAGGAGAGAAGCCCUACAGCUGUGACCUUUGUGGUAAAACCUUUAGUCAGGCUGGGCAUUUCAGAGCUCAUAGCAGGAUCCACACUGGAGAGAAGCCCUACAGCUGUGACCACUGUGGUCAAACCUUUAGGCAUGCUAGUGCUUUGACAGCUCACUGCAGGAUCCACACAGGAGAGAAGCCCUACAGCUGUGACCUCUGUGGUAAAACCUUUAGCCGCGCUGACAAUUUCAGAUUUCAUAGCAGGAUCCACACUGGAGAGAAGCCCUACAGCUGUGACCUCUGUGGUAAAACCUUUAGACAAGUUGGGAAAUUAACAGUUCACCGCAGAAUCCACACUGGAGAGAAGCCCUACAGCUGUGACCUCUGUGGUAAAACUUUUAGACAGACUGGGGAUUUAACAGUUCACCACAGAAUCCACACUGGAGAGAAGCCCUACAGCUGUGACCUCUGUGAUAAAACCUUUAGACAGGCUGGGGAUUUAACAUCUCACCGCAGAAUCCACACUGGAGAGAAGCCCUACAGUUGUGAUCUCUGUGGUAAAACCUUUAGCCAGGCUUGCCAAUUCAGAACACAUAGUAGGAUCCACACUGGAGAGACGCCCUACAGAUGUGACCUCUGUGAUAAAAUCUUUAGACAGGCUGGAGAUUUAACAGUUCACCGCAGAAUCCACACUGGAGAGAAGCCCUACAGCUGUGACUUCUGUGGUAAAACCUUUAGCCAGGCUGGCAGUUCCACAGUUCACCGCAGAAUCCACACUGGAGAGAAGCCCUACAGCUGUGACCUAUGUGGCAAAACCUUUAGACAGAAUGGGGAUUUAACAUCUCACCGCAGAAUCCACACUGGAGAGAAGCCCUACAGCUGUGACAUCUGUGAUAAAACCUUUAGCCAGGCUAACAGUUUCAGACAGCACAUGAGGAUCCACACAGGAGAGAAGCCCUACAGCUGUGACCUUUGUGGUAAAACCUUUAGGCAUGCUAGUGCUUUGACAGCUCACUGCAGGAUCCACACAGGAGAGAAGCCCUACAGCUGUGACUUCUGUGGUAAAACCUUUAGACAGAUUGGGUAUUCAACAGUUCACCGCAGAAUCCACACUGGAGAGAAGCCCUACAGCUGUGACCUCUGUGGUAAAACCUUUAGCCGGGCUGACAAUUUCAGAUUUCAUAGCAGGAUCCACACUGGAGAGAAGCCCAACAGCUGUGACCUCUGUGGUAAAACCUUUAGACAAGUUGGGAAAUUAACAGUUCACCGCAGAAUCCACACAGGAGAAAAGCCCUACAGCUGUGACCUCUGUAGUAAAACUUUUAGACAGACUGGGGAUUUAACAGUUCACUGCAGAAUCCACACUGGAGAGAAGCCCUACAGCUGUGACCUCUGUGGUAAAACCUUUAGGCAUGCUAGUGCUUUGACAGCUCACUGCAGGAUCCACACAGGAGAGAAGCCCUACAGCUGUGACCUCUGUGGUAAAACCUUUAGACAGACUUGGGAAUUAACAGUUCACUGCAGAAUCCACACUGGAGAGAAGCCCUACAGCUGUGACCUCUGUUGUAAAACUUUUAGACAGACUGGGGAUUUAACAGUUCACCGCAGAAUCCACACUGGAGAGAAGCCCUACAGCUGUGACCUCUGUGGUAAAACCUUUAGCCGGGCUGACAAUUUCAGAUUUCAUAGCAGGAUCCACACUGGAGAGAAGCCCUACAGCUGUGACCUCUGUGGGAAGAGCCUUUCUUCAUCCAGUAACCUCAAGAAGCACAUGAGGAUCCACACUGGAGAGAAGCCCUACAGCUGUGACCUUUGUGGUAAAACCUUUAGCCAGACUGACACUUUCAGAGCUCAUAGCAGGAUCCACACUGGAGAGAAGCCCUACAGCUGUGACCUCUGUGGUAAAACCUUUAGUCAGGCUGGGAAUUUCAGAGCUCAUAGCAGGAUCCACACUGGAGAGAAGCCCUACAGCUGUGACCUCUGUGGUAAAACCUUUAGUCAGGCUGGGAAUUUCAGAGCUCAUAGCAGGAUCCACACUGGAGAGAAGCCCUACAGCUGUGACCUUUGUGGUAAAACUUUUAGCCGGACUGACACUUUCAGAGCUCAUAGCAGGAUCCACACUGGAGAGAAGCCUUACAGCUGUGACCUCUGUGGUAAAACCUUUAGUCAGGUUGGGCAUUUCAGAGCUCAUAGCAGGAUCCACACUGGAGAGAAGCCCUACAGCUGUGACCUCUGUGGUAAGACCUUUAGCCAGGCUUGCAAUUUCAGAACUCAUAGCAGGAUCCACACUGGAGAGAAGCCCUACAGCUGUGACCUUUGUGGUAAAACUUUUAGCCGGACUGACACUUUCAGAGCUCAUAGCAGGAUCCACACUGGAGAGAAGCCUUACAGCUGUGACCUCUGUGGUAAAACCUUUAGUCGGGUUGGGCAUUUCAGAGCUCAUAGCGGGAUCCACACUGGAGAGAAGCCCUACAGCUGUGACCUCUGUGGUAAAACCUUUAGGUAUGCUAGUGGUUUGACAGCUCACUGCAGGAUCCACACAGGAGAGAAGCCUUACAGCUGUGACCUCUGUGAUAAAACCUUUAGCCAGGCUUGCAAUUUCAGAGUCCACAGUAGGAUCCACACUGGAGAGAAGCCCUACAGCUGUGACCUCUGUGGUAAAACCUUUAGCAACGCUAACAAUCUCAGACGUCACAGCAUGUCCCACACUAAAGAGAAACCCUAA